GAUAAGUUCAUAGACUUCACCACAGCUUUGUUGAAUCAGUUUGAAUUAGUAAUUAGAUAGAGUGAAUUAUUAUUAGUAUUACAAUUUAGAACCAAGAAAAUUAAAGAAGGGGAAGAAAAAUAUAUGAUGAUGAUGAUGAUGAUGAUGAUGAUGAUGAUGAUGAUGAUGAUGGCUAGCAAUAAGAAAUUGGUGGUGGGGAUGAAAAUGCACUAGUGAAGAAAUGUGAAAAAGAAAGCGCACAAAGGAGACAAGAGCCAAAAUAAUCAAGAAUGAACAGAAGCCAUCCAUCAUUUCCAUCAAUUAAGAAACCACUACUAUAUAUAUCAAUUCACACACACACACACACAUUGAGUGCUUUCGGGUGUUGUUUGUUUGUUUUUAAUUUGUUUCCUAUUUAUUAGUACGUACUACUUUCUUGGCUGUGAAUGGGGGUGGUGGUGUUGGGCUGUUCUUGUUUCAGCUAUAUAUAUAUAUAUAUAUUUUUAGUAGUUUGCUUGUUUAUUAGCAGCGUCGUCGUCUCAUGGGAAAUUGCUGUUGUGCUUGGGAAACUUCAAUAUACAAAGUUUCAUCCAAUAAUGCAAAAUUAGAAUCUCCAGCAAAUGAUCAAAUUAGUCCAUCACAGAAAGCAAUCAAUGCCCCCACCAAAUUGCCAUCAAACCCCGAAGAAGUGGAAGACCUGCGUCGUUCUUCAACAAACAAUCCGUUAAUUGUGUUCACAUUCGACGAGUUAAGGAACAUCACUGAAAAUUUCAGACAUGAUUACAUGUUAGGAGGAGGAGGUUUUGGAAAUGUCUACAAAGGCCACAUUUCUCAAGAUUUCGAACAGCGAAUCACUGUUGCUGUUAAGGUUCAUGAUGGUAAUAAUAGCCAUCAAGGUCACAGGGAAUGGCUCGCUGAGGUGAUCUUUUUGGGUCAGCUUUCUCAUCCAAAUCUAGUGAAAUUAAUCGGAUAUUGUUGUGAGGACGAACAUCGAGUUCUAAUAUAUGAGUACAUGUCAAAGGGUAGUGUUGAAAACAACCUAUUCUCGAGAGUGUUGCUUCCUCUUCCUUGGUCUACUAGAAUGAAGAUAGUGUACGGUGUUGCAAAAGGACUUGCUUUCCUGCACGAAGCACACAAACCUGUCAUCUAUCGUGAUUUUAAGACAUCCAACAUUUUACUGGACCAGGAGUACAACGCAAAGCUCUCGGAUUUUGGGCUAGCUAAAGACGGUCCAGUAGGAGACAAGUCCCAUGUUUCUACUCGCAUUAUGGGAACAUACGGUUACGCUGCACCAGAAUACAUAAUGACAGGCCACCUGAGUCCAAGGAGUGAUGUAUAUAGCUUCGGAGUGGUGUUGCUAGAGAUUGUAACUGGCCGAAAAUCACUGGAUAAAUCAAGGCCGGCGCGUGAGCGGAAUCUAACAGAUUGGGCGGUGCCUUUGCUUAGAGAGAAGAAGAAAUUGAUAAACAUAGUGGAUCCAAAACUAGAAGGGAAUUAUCCAAUAAAGGAUGUUAAUAAAGCAGCAAUGCUUGCUUAUCACUGCUUAAAUCGAAAUCCGAAAGCAAGGCCUUUAAUGAGAGACAUUGUAGCUUCAUUGGAGCCUCUCCAAGAAGGCAUUUUUCCUGCUUCCGAUGAUCUUCUUGUUUCCAACUGACAUAUAUAAACACAUUAUUACUGUAGCUUCAUUGGAUACGCGACUGUUGUUUUGAGAUAAUAAUUGAUUGUACACCACAGACGAAAUCUGCUUUUUCGAAUAUGUAUUCUUGUUACAUAUAAAUGUGUCCACUUGAGACAGGCUAGUAGCUUAUGAUACUAUCAAAAUAAAUCAUAAUUUCACAGGA
Messenger RNA from Erythranthe guttata (spotted monkey flower), 1820 nucleotides. Its product is annotated as putative serine/threonine-protein kinase PBL16. Gene Ontology annotation, molecular function: protein kinase activity; ATP binding. The record is from RefSeq and is a predicted model, not a curated record. Lineage: Eukaryota; Viridiplantae; Streptophyta; Magnoliopsida; Lamiales; Phrymaceae. Gene Ontology annotation, biological process: protein phosphorylation.